AAGACAUCGGUUCGACCCUCUCGCUCGACGCAGUAUCUAUCUAUCGGGGGCGGCUAUAUUAGGAAACGCCCUAUCAGGGUGGCCUGAUUGGCCCUCUCGCCAUGCUGAACCUGCUGGAGCGUUUCGCCCAGUCGCUGCGCGGUGCUGACAUUCCCAGUUGCAGCUACGGGAGGUACUGUGUACGACGACUCGUGGUGGAGCGACAGGGACCGGGCCUCGUACCUUCUGGAAGAAUUCUGCCCGCCCAACCCAUGGCACUUCCUCCGAGGCAUCCGUCAUUCUGGAUGAAUUUGCCAUCUGGAACAUCUGGGCCGUCGAGAGGCAACAGGCCCGCCCAGGGUGUCGGGCAGGAUCUGAGCGAGCACCAGCCGCGGCGUCGACCCCCCCCCACUACCAUCCCCACCGAGGCGUCUGAAGCCCACGUACUCGCUGGCUACUAUUCCAGUGGCCAGCAGCGGAACAGCCAACCAGCGUCCCGGGGGCGAGGUCUUAGACCUGGCCAAUGGGCGGCGCCCCGGGCGAUCCGCAGCGUGUCAGACCCCGGCUCGGAGGCGGCGCCACUGGUCGGCUUCGGCUUCAGCUUAGGGUUUGUCCAUAGUACUGCUGCAGCUUUCUACGAUGGUUGCAGAGUCCAACCCGCGACGUCAUCCCCCGACCGGUGUGCCCCGGAGCCCCCUGCUCAGGGCGACCGUUUCAACUUCCAUGGUAGCCGCUCGGUAACCACCCGUGUCGCACGGCGGCCAGGAGUACCUGCUUCGCCAAAGGCUUGUUUUGGCGAGAUUGGGCGUCUCGCACCCUGGUUGGAUGGGUCGCGAUCCUACGAUGAUACACAGGAUAAGUGA
This is a messenger RNA of Aspergillus ibericus CBS 121593, 842 nucleotides long. RefSeq lists its product as uncharacterized. The record is from RefSeq and is a predicted model, not a curated record. The transcript is spliced from 3 exons. NCBI's taxonomy places the organism in Eukaryota, Fungi, Ascomycota, Eurotiomycetes, Eurotiales, Aspergillaceae. The coding region runs from base 102 to 842 and encodes 246 amino acids.